Messenger RNA from Tetrapisispora phaffii CBS 4417, 2154 nucleotides. It is a transcript of the gene AZF1, whose product is annotated as Azf1p. Bases 1 to 2154 code for a protein of 717 amino acids. Gene Ontology annotation, biological process: regulation of transcription by RNA polymerase II. Lineage: Eukaryota; Fungi; Ascomycota; Saccharomycetes; Saccharomycetales; Saccharomycetaceae. Gene Ontology annotation, molecular function: DNA-binding transcription factor activity, RNA polymerase II-specific; RNA polymerase II cis-regulatory region sequence-specific DNA binding. Gene Ontology annotation, cellular component: nucleus. The record is from RefSeq and is a predicted model, not a curated record. The transcript has a single exon.
AUGGCUAAUAAAAAAAGUAAUUCUAAUAAAAGUGGAGUUAGCAAUAACCAGGAUGAUAACUACAGUGAAUCCAAACUUGAUGAUCCAAGACGUGAUUCUCUAUCGAUAUUCAGUGUGAAUAACCAGCCGAGAUUAUCCAACACAGAAGUCUCAAUAGCUAGUUUUUUGAAUAUCGCAGACCAGAACGCGACAAGCUCUGAUAAUAACAAUACAAACAAUAGUUCAGGAGGCAUGUCGGCAAAGGCUAAUACAAGUCAAAAUAAGUCAGCGGGGGCAAAAUCUGCUCAAAAGUCUUCAAAUUCGAUCUCAAAAGGCUCCGUUGUCGGCGGUGCUGCUAAUCCGAAUAUGAUGAACCCAGAUAUGUCUGCGAUCGGUAGAGGCUUCUCUAUCGUGAAUAGUAUGUGGCCCCAACAGCCGCAACAACAAAUGAAACAGUCCAAUAAUAAUAAUAACAGCAAUUAUAAUAAUGGUAAUCAGGGACAAUUCCAGAUACCCCAAUCCAGAAAUAACUCAUUGAAGUUCCCGGUGGACGAUCUAGAUUUCCAGUUUAGAAGAAAUUCCAGUAUUAUCAGGGCAGCAAAUAUGCCGCCUGCCAACGUCUUGGCACAACAGCAAUAUCAGUAUCAGCGUCCGAGUGUCUCGGCAAUGCCACAACAAGGCACUUUGCAACCCCAGCAGCAACUGAUUAACGGACAGGGGCUGAUGUACCCGCAAUUGCAACAAAUUAUGACAAAUUAUCCCCAGCAGAGGGUACAGGAAACAGCAACUCAGCCACCAGCAAAGAAACAAAAGACAAGGAAACCAAGGAAAAAUUCAAAGAAGGGGAGGAACAAUAGUGCUGCUGCAACUGGGAAUAAGGAUGAAACUAAAUCGAAACAAAAUCUGCAAAAUGUUAGUCCAGAUUUGGACAAGGAAAAUGCAGUAUACUUGAAUAAUAAUAAUAAUAAUAGUAAUAAUAACAAAUUGUAUCUGGAUGUUAAAUUGCAAAAUGAUGCUGCGGGUUUGGGGCCACAAUCGACAGACACUUCAAGAGGUUUACUUGGUGUUACAAAGGUCGAUCAACUGAUGUUAAUUAUUGAAGCAAGGAAGAAAGGUGUCACUGAAAAAAUUAAGACUACAGAUAAUGGUGAACUGAUUCUAGAUCGCACAACAGAUAUUCUACCGCCUUCGAAUCAGCUGGUAGGUGGUGUGGAGAAACCAAAAUCAUCACAUGGAAUGAAACAACACGAAUGUCCAUACUGUCAUAGAUUCUUCACCCAAUCAACACAUCUGGAGGUUCACGUUAGGUCACACAUAGGGUACAAACCAUUCCAAUGUGAGUUCUGCGGGAAAAGAUUCACUCAAGGUGGUAAUUUAAGAACUCAUCAAAGACUGCAUACUGGUGAAAAACCUUACAACUGUGAAAUGUGUGGCAAACGAUUCUCAAGAAAGGGAAAUCUGGCUGCACAUGCAUUGACUCACCAGAAAUUAAAACCAUAUAUUUGCAAGUUAGAAAAUUGUAAUAAAUCAUUCACACAGCUAGGUAAUAUGAAAGCUCAUCAGAAUAGAUUCCAUUUGAAAACAUUGAUGCGACUAACUAGUAAAUUGGCAUCAAUGAAUGAAAACACCGAUAUUCCAAAAGAAGAAAGAGAAUUGCUGGAAUACCUGGCUACAAUUUAUAAGAAUUCGAAUAAAGGUAUUAAAGGCAGAGGUAAAAAUGCCAAUAAUGGUAUUAGCAUUUCAAUGUCAUCGAGACUAAGUGGUACUGGAAAUUCGCAAAUUCUCCAAGCUCAACAAUUAGGAAACAUUAAUGGUUUAACUAUACCAGGUAGUUUAAGUAUGCCUGGUCACAUGAUGCCAGACAACACAACGGUCCUGAUGGAUCCAAGCAAGGAGAUGGUGAAAUUACCAUCUCCGACACAUAAUUUACAAAGUGACAAAAUUGGUGGUGUUAAUUAUGAAUUUGCCCCAAUUCAAAACCAACAGCAAAAUCUAACCGGUAUACCAAAUUCUAAUGAAUUUGACUUCAAUUUAGAACAACAAGGUGUUCCAAAAGGUAUGACACAACAUGGUAGAGUUAUUCAACAACAACACCAACUACAACAACAACAACAGCAGCAGCAGCAGCCAUUCCAUGAGCGUGUUCAUUUCAACGACAUAAAUUUUAAAGGGUAA